AUUCUUUUCUUAGAACUCCUGCUACAAACUGGUAGCUGUUUAUUCUCUCCGCCUACCUCGUCCUGUUGACACUCAGCCAUAGUCAUGUCUUUCGCUGACGUUGAUGAGAUUUUCGGCGCAGAAGAUGUUCGACCUGGUUAUGACAUGCUCAAAAAGCGUUACGACGCCGGCGAGAAUUCAUCCGAAUUGCUUUGGAGACUUGCCAAAUUCUGCCACGAACUAGCUGCGCGCACGAGUGAUAAAGGAAGGAAAAAGGAGUUGAUUUUCGAGGGAAAAUCUUACGCUCUGGAAGGUUAUCAAGCGAAUGAAGAUGAUUUUCAAGCACUAAAAUGGGCAGCCAUCAUGACAGGGAAAUCUACUGAUUAUCUAGGCACUAAGCAACGUAUCGAAGAAGGAGGAAAGUUUAAGGAACUCCUCGAUAAAGCCUUAGGAAUGGAAGCCAGAGAAUUUACUCUGCUACAUAUGCGAGGAAGAUACUCCUACUCAGUUGCUAGUCUCUCCUGGUUUGAGCGGAAGGCUGCUGCUGUUUUUUAUGCUACGCCACCUUCAGCUACCAUGGAUGAAGCUCUGGUUGAUUUCCUAGCCGCUGAGGAAGAAAAGCCCGAGUGGAUAGAAAAUCUCAUCUACAUUGUUCGUAUUUACUAUGCAAAGAACGACAAGGAAAAUACGAAGAAAUACUGCAAUAAAUUGCUUGCUCUUACGCCGACAGACGAAGAUGAACGUGAUCGACUGGAUGAAGCGAAGAAAAUACUAGCCAAGUGCUAAAACGGGUUUUAUACGCAUUUUGUUUUCUGUACCAUACCAAGAUUAAAUAUUUUGCAUGUUUUUUACAUGGCAACAUCAAAGUGC
Molecule: messenger RNA, 849 nt
Organism: Cylicocyclus nassatus
Lineage: Eukaryota; Metazoa; Nematoda; Chromadorea; Rhabditida; Strongylidae
Source: the annotation of a GenBank genome assembly